Habropoda laboriosa is the source of this 2373-nucleotide messenger RNA. RefSeq names its product suppressor of hairless protein (gene Su(H)). The coding region runs from base 1 to 1521 and encodes 506 amino acids. The record is from RefSeq and is a predicted model, not a curated record. Gene Ontology annotation, cellular component: nucleus. NCBI's taxonomy places the organism in Eukaryota, Metazoa, Arthropoda, Insecta, Hymenoptera, Apidae. The transcript has a single exon. Gene Ontology annotation, biological process: regulation of transcription by RNA polymerase II. Gene Ontology annotation, molecular function: RNA polymerase II cis-regulatory region sequence-specific DNA binding; DNA-binding transcription activator activity, RNA polymerase II-specific.
AUGCCACACCAGUUUGGUUUGCCCACGAUGGCGCAUGGAAUGCAAUCUCCUCCUUCGCCGACUUCGGUCAUGUCUGUUUAUCCUCGAUUCGGAUCUGGCGUCUACAGACCGGAUCAUCAAGAUCAAAGGUUGACACGCGAAGCAAUGGAACGUUAUUUGCGCGAUCGAAGCGACAUGGUGAUCGUAAUUCUUCACGCAAAGGUUGCGCAAAAGUCGUACGGUAACGAGAAACGUUUCUUCUGUCCUCCACCGUGUAUCUACUUGUUCGGAGACGGCUGGAGAAUGCGUCAGGAGCAGAUGCUCCGCGAGGGAGAGAGCGAGCAGUCCGCUCAGCUUUGCGCGUUCAUCGGAAUCGGUAAUUCUGACCAAGACAUGCAACAAUUGGAUUUGAACAACGGGAAACAGUAUUGCGCGGCAAAGACCCUCUAUAUCUCGGAUUCGGACAAGAGGAAGCACUUCAUGCUUUCGGUGAAGAUGUUUUAUGGCAGCGGACAUGACAUCGGCGUGUUUCACAGUAAAAGGAUCAAAGUGAUCUCGAAGCCGUCGAAGAAGAAACAAUCGUUGAAGAACGCAGACUUGUGUAUCGCGAGCGGAACGAAAGUUGCGCUCUUCAAUCGGUUACGAUCUCAAACAGUAAGCACACGUUACCUUCACGUGGAGAAUGGAAAUUUUCAUGCUAGCUCCACUCAGUGGGGUGCUUUCACGAUACAUUUGUUGGAUGACAACGAGAGCGAGUCGGAAGAAUUUCAAGUGCGAGACGGGUACGUGCACUACGGGAGUACAGUGAAACUGGUAUGUUCCGUAACAGGAAUGGCGCUUCCGCGUUUAGUAAUUCGGAAGGUGGACAAGCAAAUGGCCAGCUUGGAGGCGGACGAUCCUGUCUCGCAGCUGCAUAAAUGUGCGUUCUACAUGAAAGAUACGGACCACAUGUAUCUCUGUUUGUCUCAAGAACGUAUAAUACAGUUUCAAGCGACACCGUGUCCGAAAGAGGCGAACAAAGAGAUGAUAAACGACGGUGCUUGCUGGACAAUAAUCAGCACCGAUAAAGCAGAGUACCAAUUCUUCGAAGGCAUGGGCCCGGUUCGAUCACCGGUCACACCGGUACCGCUGGUCCAUAGCUUGCACUUGAACGGAGGUGGAGACGUGGCGAUGUUGGAAUUAACGGGGGACAAUUUUACGCCGAAUCUUCAGGUAUGGUUCGGCGACGUGGAGGCAGAGACGAUGUACAGAUGUCAAGAGAGCAUGCUUUGCGUGGUACCCGACAUAUCGCAGUUCAGGGGUGAAUGGCUAUGGGUGAGGCAACCGACACAGGUACCAGUCUCGUUGGUUCGCAACGAUGGUAUCAUCUACGCGACAGGAUUGACCUUCACCUAUACCCCAGAGCCGGGCCCUCGGCCUCACUGCCCUCCCGCAGACGAAAUCAUGAGAGCGCCCCGUGCGAUGCACAAUCAGGCUAGCAUGCCACCCGCGAUCGCGGACGUACCUUGGAACACUCAUCAACCUCCGCAAUCGGGCCUCUGAUCUUUUCCACACAAUUACAGUGCGAACCAAAGUUUACCAGCUAGUGAGACGAACGCUAUUUCCAAGAACGUUCCCGUUCAUUCCAGUGACGAUGCCAGUUCACCAGCUACCAUCUACUCGGUGAAGGACCUGUUGUUACGAGUCGAUGCCGCAACAGCUAGUUUAGACAAUACGAAGAACACGUAGCGACCGUUUCUUUUCGUUGCGUUGCAUUGCAUUGCCUCGCGCCUCGCCUCUCGACGUGUCCCUCCGCGGGUCUCUCUGUACAGUGUGCCGUGAAUCGUUUUCCUAUGUUCAUAAAUACGUAGGUUCCUAGCUUUAAGUGUUAAUACAGAAUUACACAGGGAUUAGAAUUUAUAGCGACAUUAGGACUUAAGCGAGCUUUUUACGAAUGUGAAUAUCUAGCUAAUUAUCCAAUAAAACGGGGGAUGAUGCUGGGGGGCAGGAUAGGAGAAAAUUAGUUUGCUCGCGUUAAGCGAUACAACAUUAUUGCGUAUCGAUCACCGGAAAGUGGUUGUAUAUUACUUGUCGAUUAUCGGAAGAUCACCCAGUCUCGUUAUCGGAGAAAUCAUGUUUGUUCUGAAAUCGACCGAAUCGCAUCAUCAGAAAUAUCGCGAUCCACGCGAUAUAUACCAUAUAUACACGCAUAUACAUAUAGGUUCGUACGCAUAGUUUUUAGCGUGCUCUUGCUGAGACAUUUUGUACAUUUAUAUAAAGUUCUAGAAUCGACCGAUUUUUUAAAGAUACACCACACCCUUCAUUUAUCGAGAAAGACAGGUGACUCGCGAGCAUGGAGACAUUUACACCUCUCAGUUCUUUUCUCGUUCCUUUUUUCCUCUCCCUUUCCUUUCG